This is a messenger RNA of Rosa rugosa (rugosa rose), 1717 nucleotides long. RefSeq lists its product as uncharacterized. The record is from RefSeq and is a predicted model, not a curated record. Lineage: Eukaryota; Viridiplantae; Streptophyta; Magnoliopsida; Rosales; Rosaceae. The coding region runs from base 164 to 1717 and encodes 517 amino acids. The transcript has 2 exons. Gene Ontology annotation, molecular function: glycosyltransferase activity.
AAGCCAACUACUUUCGUUCCACACUCUCAGAGGGAGAUAGAGUAUUAGAUGAAGUGCUGCCACUCCCAAAUUAAAUGAAUUGAGCUGAGUAAAGGGUCUCCAAUAUCCCAAAGUACAUAGCCAUUAAAACCUUCAAUUCAUUAUUAAGUGUACGUACGUGGCCAUGGUGAAAGCACCUCCAGAAUUAGUAGAAAGAUCCUCUAUGGCCAUGGGCAGCAGCAGAGUAGCUCAUCACCACAAUCUCAAACAUCAUUCCCAACGCCCUAAUUCUAUUUCGUCUUUCUUCUCCCCGAAGCUCUCCAUCUACAUCCUCGCUUCCUGCGUCGCCCUCUUCGUCAUCUUCCACAUCCAGUCCCUUCAAACUCCACCUGAAUCCACAUCGUCGCUGCCUUCAUGGUCUCUCAAUCUCAUGCGCCAGUGGCAGAGAGUCAUCAACACCACUACCACUGCCGCCACCGCCACAGCGGAAGAAACUACAUCCACGUCCUUCACCAACAACUACACCAACGAGCUCAACGCACUAAGAGACAAACUCCGGCAGUCAGUCACGUUUCUCCCGCUCAAGGACUUACGUUACGCCCAUGCGGCCCUCGUCGGGCACACGUGGUUCAUGAGCUCCAUGUACGACUCAAGUGACGAAGAAGGCGAGGUCCAGUACCAGCACUUCCCUUCACAGUUGUCGAGCAACAGACUCCUCUGCCUCAAAGGCCGCGACAACCAUGACGGCACCUGGAACUCAUAUGCCCUUGCGUGGCCAGACGUGCUUCCCCACAACGCAACCCUAAUGACCGGUCUGUCCUUCAUUUCCUACAACCACUACAGCUACGACAAUAUAUGGCACGGCCUCGCCGCCGUCAUGCCCUUUGUAGCGUGGCACAAGAAGAACUCAUGCGCCAAACCUGAUCGGUGGAUUUUGUACCACUGGGGGGAGAUUAGGUCCAGGAUGGCAGUGUGGCUUAGUACUCUUAUGGAGGCUACUUUUGGAGGUCCGCCGUUCGUGGAAGUGUUUAACGGGGUUGAGGAAGGGAGGGCGGUUUGUUUCGAGGAGGCGGUGGUGAUGAGGCACAACGAAGGUGGGAUGUCUAGGGAUCAGAGAAUGGAGGUUUAUGAUCUAAUGCGGUGUAAGGCCAGGGCUUACUGUAAUGUGAGUUCGGAAGGGGAAGAUCGUCGGAGGAAGAUUGGAAUGACGUUGUUCAUGAGGACAGGACCGAGAUCGUUCAAGAACGAGAGUGCGGUGGUUGGGAUCUUUGAGAAAGAAUGUGCCAAGGUUGACGGUUGCCGCUUGGUGGUGGCUCACUCCAACAACCUCACUUUCUGUGACCAGGUGAAGCUAAUGAGCAUGACAGAUAUUUUGAUGUCACCACACGGCGCGCAGUUAACCAACAUGUUCUUAAUGGAUAGAAACAGUAGUGUGAUGGAGUUCUUCCCAAAAGGGUGGCUAAAACUAGCCGGUGUAGGACAAUUCGUCUAUCACUGGAUUGCCAGUUGGUCGGGUAUGAGACACCAUGGUGCAUGGCGAGACCCGAACGGAGAACUUUGCCAGUACAGUGAAGACGAUCGCCGAUGCAUGUCCCUCUACAAGAAUGGCAAAAUUGGAUACAAUGAAACAUAUUUUUCUGAGUGGAGUAGAAAUAUACUCAAUGAAGUUAAGAAAAGGAAGAUGGAAGAAGUAGCAAAUGGUGCUCUUCUAAGUCCUACUGGCUGUUUUUGUCAUUAA